GGCGUCUUUCCGAAGUCUCGCUGUUAACUCAGAGGAGGAAAGUUUGACCCAAACACCGUGAAGAUGUCAAACACCGCGAGGGGCCGACAAGAUAGUGCGGCACUGUUUGUUCUCUCCGCGGUAUGUUUAGCCUUAAUAACAAUUAUCAGCGUUUGGAAAUUAAAGCAAUUCAAAUACAGACUCAUUAAUGAAGCUGGAGGUGCAAUGUUGUACGGUGUCUUUCUGGGCUUAGCCAUCAGGUACUUGUGGGUGGACCGAGAGGAGCAUUUGGAGAACAUGGGCAGUGUUUGUUCUUGCCACGGUCUAAACAGCACUCCUCAUGUCAUAAUGGUCAACCUCUCAUCCCGCGAGCACUGUUAUAGACUUAUUGAAAAGAAGGGCCAAAGAUGCUCGCAGCUCCCAAGUCCUCACACGGCUACGCUUGAUCCGCAAAUCCUUUUUGACCUUUUCCUGCCCCCCAUCAUCUUCUUUGGGGCUUACACCCUGAAUCAGAGCCGAUUCAUCAAGAAUCUGGGCUCUAUUGUGACCUAUGCUUUUCUGGGCACCAUGAUCAGCUCCUUGUGCAUAGGGGCCCUUGUCUACGGCUUCACCAGACUCAUGGUGCUUCUGAGACGAGCAGCAGAUGGAGAGUUCUCCCUCACUGACUGCCUCCUGUUUGGCGCAAUCAUGUCAGCCACUGAUCCUGUCUCAGUCCUCGGGCUAUUGUCGGACCUACGUGUGGAUUCGGAUUUGCACGCCCUGCUGUUUGGCGAGAGUGUCCUUAAUGAUGCCGUGGCCAUUGUCUUGACACAUGCCAUCACCUCCUAUGACCAGAUGGAAACAGGAAACGUCUUUCAGACACCUGCUUUCUUCCGCUCUGUUGGUUUCUUCGUCGGAGUGCUCAUUGGCUCCUUCCUUCUUGGAUUCAUAUUCACAGUAAUAACAGCCCUCCUCACCAAACUCACCCGACUCCAUGAGAAUCCUCUGCUGGAAACAUCAAUCUUCUUCCUGCUGUCCUGGAGCAGCUUCCUCUCAGCAGAAGCCUGUGGACUGUCAGGCAUUGUGGCAGUUCUGUUUUGUGGCCUGAGUCAGGCAAAGUACACAAGUCUCAAUUUGUCGCACGAGGGGAGUACAAGAACCAAACAGCUCUUUGAAGUCCUCAACUUCCUCGGGGAGAUUUUCAUCUUCGGCUACAUGGGAUAUAUAUGGUUUACAUUUCGUCACCAUGCCUUCAGAGCUCUCUUCAUCUCUGGAGCAUUUUUAUCCAUUUUUAUUUCAAGAGCCUGCAACAUCUACCCUUUGUCUUUCCUGAUAAACCUGGGUCGUACAAAGAAGAUUUCCCACAACUUCCAACACUUUAUGGUGUUUGCAGGUUUAAGAGGGGCCGUUUCUUUUAGCCUGGCUGUAAGAGACACUUCAACAGAAGCACGACGCACCAUCCUCACCACCACUCUGCUUCUGAUUGGCUUCACCGUCUGGGUGCUGGGUGCAGCUGCCGAUCCCCUGCUGGGCCAUCUGGACCUCAGAGUGGAAGAGGAGACAGACUGCAACCUUGAGGAUGUUUCCUCUGAGGUUGAUACGGAGAGGCAGGACACAUCACAAAGCCUAUGGCACCGUCUGGACCACCGAUAUCUAAUUCCCCUGCUGACCCACUGUGGCCCCCCGCUAACCGACUCGCUGCCACAGUGGUGUGGUAGGUUUUCUGGAGUCUUCUGUGGCCACCAAAAGCAGGAGGAUGAGGAGCAGCCCUUUGAGACUGAACCAGAGAACUUUGACUUCAAUUUGGACAAAUCUGAUCUUCCGUCCACACGAAGCAGCGACUCUGGGUCAGAGCAGCGAGAGGACCUGCUGGAGGGAGAUUUGGGCCUUGGCACCGGAGCAGCUCACGUCAUUGAGGAGUGAAUUUUCCCACUCUAACUUUGCCUUAUUAUUCCCCCCUGUUGCCUUAAUGCUAGCCCCCACCUCCCACAGAGCGCAGGGACCAUGAUCUGUUUAUUUCAAAGCCACCGAGUGGGAGUUUGUUACUGUGACUUGCAUAAGGUCACACAACCCCCAUGUGUUGAGUUGUGUGCAAAAACACACUCGCGCUGGAAGGAAGAGACAAUUAGUGAAGGCUGGCAUUCUUCCUGUUUCUCUGCUGGAUGUAUUGUCCUGCUUUGUUUUAAAUUUAUUUUCAUCUGCAGGACCAUGUCUGUAAAUUAGAAUCAAAAAGUUAAUUUAUUUCAAUUCAAAAAGUGAACCUCAUACAUAGAUUUAUUACACAGAGGAAUAUCACACGAUAUUAAAAGAUAAUUAUUUUUUAACAGAGAGGCUAUGUUAUGGGAGUGUUCUACAGACUCAUGGGGGAUGCUGUCGAUUUGACAGUCCUCCACAACGAGUGUAAGCUACAACAGGUUAGUUGCUAAAGAACCUGGCUGUUCUUUGUGUGCUGUAUCCAAAAUAUUAAUGAAGAGUUGAGUGGAAGGAUAAACUAUAAUAGGAAAAGGUCCACAACCAACAGGAACAAUAGGAUUUCAGGCUAACGCCCAUUCAAGAGCAGAUGAAGUCAGUGCUUCAGAAGUUAUCACACACCACAGCAUUCAGAACAUCAGAUAAAAUUGUCACAUUCCUUGUGGUAAGCCACUCCGGAACCAGAGACAACAUUCCUGAUAAGUGUGUUACCUGGUAUGAGGGGAAAAAGGACUACUUCUGCCUCAUGGUCCUAAGUCCAGCUGUUAUAUUUAAGUACAUUUUGCAUUUUAUUUCCAAAUUAGAAUCUCUGAGUCUGGACAAAGAGCGAAGAGGAGCAGAAUCCAAAUUGGUUGAGCUCCAGUGUGAGUUUUCCACUAAGUUUUCUGUUAGUAUGCAGUCAUGUUCAGUGAAUUAGAAUAUGUUUUGCAAUGAAGCUUGUUUGUUAAAUUCAAAGUAUUUUUUGAAAAUAACAUUUAAGCAGGUAUUAAACGUAGUUUUUAUUGAAAAUGUCUGUAUUCAAACUGUUUUGUUUUUAUAGCUCUGUUUUAAUAUUCUAAUCUUUUCAUCUAAUGAACUGAGUUACUGAAAUAAAUGAAAUUUUCAGUAUUAGACUAAUUUAUUAAACAUGACUGCCUUGGACGUAACACUGUGAAGAGAGAGGUGCUUAAGAACCGUUUGUGCUUGUAUUAUGUGUACAUAAUGUGUGAACGCCCUCACCAGCAUACACAGUGUUUCUUCGAAUCACCAGACCCAGGAUGUUAUUUCAGUGCCUGUUCUGCUUCUCUUUUCUGCCCAUCUCCUGAUUAAGCUUUCAUUACAUUUUGCCCUUUUCAGCUGUUUCAAAUUCCCCUACUCAUUUUCCUCCAUGUCCUCCUUAUCAUCCAAGAGCAUUCUGUAAACGUAAUAGUUCUGGCUCUUCUUAUAGAAUGCACGUUGUUCCCUUUUUGACUCAUAAAUCUCUGGGUCGUCCCACUUUUAUUCCCCUGGAGUCAAUCAGGGUGCAGUUUGCUGUAGGUUAGGCUUUGUGUAAUACAUCCACUGCCCUUGAAGUGAUCUCUCUUCUAUUUAUGCAACAAAUGCAUGACUACGUCUGUGGAAUGUGGUUCUUUCAGCUGUUGCUUUCUGAAAAUAUUUAACAUGUAAGUCUGAUAGCAAACUUGAUAAGAGUUACACUCUGAUUAAAGGGCUGAGAACAACAGCCUUUGAUCAUAUGUCUCCAGACUAAAAUUCUUAAAAGAGCUGUUUUCUAAAACUAACUGAAUAUAGUUUGAUUUGCUGACACAAUGCCUUCAGUCGCUAUGCACAGUAGUUUAAACAAAGUCAUCUCAGUUUUAUAACCCUUAUUUUCACUUCCUAAUUUUGUCGUUCAAUCUUAUGAAUUACAAAGGUUUUACUGAUGGGUUUUCUUCUCCUUACUGAUGUAGUUGUUACCAAUCAAUUUAUUUAUAGGAAGAGGACGUUGAUUAAACACAAGGACCUGCUUUUAGAGCUCAAUGUUUGCCAGUGGGAAAUAGAAUCAACCCCAAAACCUAAGAAACAACAAUUCCUUUAUUUUGUAAAUGCCAUCGUUCUGUAAUAACAAUCUUGUUAUUGUUAUUUUCACAAAAUUGGAUUUAAAAUUAGCAAGACAGGUUUAUCUCAAAUGAUUAAUGUUCUAUUUGUCUUGUGCUUGAAGUACUUUUUAUGAAUGCAAUGUUUUUAGAUGAUUUCUGUCUCUGAUUAUUUGUUUAUGUUUGCAUCUAAGUUUCCUCGGUUGCACAUUUUGUUUGUAUUCUAGCAGUUACUUUUUUUAUUUUAUUUACUUGUUUUAGAAUUUAUUGGUGUUAUGAUAGUUUGCAUACUGCUUUUUUUGUAUUUUACUAUAGACCACUGUGUUUUAAAAAAAAAAAGUAUGGAAAAUCUGACUGGUUGAUUGAAUAAAUUAGAAUAGGAUAUUUAAAAGGUGAAACUCAUAUAGCUUUUGUUCACAUAUAGUGAUAUAUUGCAAGUAUUUACAUAUAGAUGUUUAAAAAACAUUUAUUUUCUGUAACGUCAUACUUGUGAGAAAUAUAAUUUUAAACCAAUAGGAGAGGAUGACCAAUAAAGGACAAUGUUUUAAACAGAAAUGUUUAAAACAUCAUGGGGAAUACUUCUGACUGGGCUGUUGCUAAAAAAAAUUACUUUUAAAGUAACAGAAAAGAUUAUUUUAUAAAUGCUUGGAGCUAUAACGUUUUGCGUAUGGAAUUCUUACAAUUUGACUUUUCCCUUUUGAAUUUAACUUCAAAAAAACAAGCUCUAGUAUGGUGAUCUGAUUUAUUAAUCUGUAAAGUAAGUUUUAAUAGGCUUUUCUAUUACUUAAUUUUUUUUAAGUUGUUCUUGAGAUUUUUUAAAAUCACGAUUAAUGUAAAGGAGGGGUGUUUUUAGGUGUCUUUGCCCUGUGUUUUUGCUUUUGACUUCAGACCCAGGCAUGCAUGUGUUACAUGUCACACUUGUUUCUGCAAACAGCCUGAAGCUGAACUACAAGCACUGACCAUGUCCAACAGUAUGAAAGACGGGGCGAAAGAUGCGAAUGGGAAGUAAAUAGUAAAAACUUACUGCUCUAUUUAGGUUUUUUCCCUUUUUUUCUUUAUUACCUGAUAAAAAAGUUAAUAUGUCUGACAAAACGAUAUUCAUAAACUUUCCUGAGAG
Messenger RNA from Xiphophorus hellerii (green swordtail), 5097 nucleotides. Its product is annotated as sodium/hydrogen exchanger 9-like. Gene Ontology annotation, molecular function: sodium:proton antiporter activity; potassium:proton antiporter activity. The transcript has 16 exons. Gene Ontology annotation, biological process: regulation of intracellular pH; potassium ion transmembrane transport; sodium ion import across plasma membrane. Gene Ontology annotation, cellular component: recycling endosome; plasma membrane. Lineage: Eukaryota; Metazoa; Chordata; Actinopteri; Cyprinodontiformes; Poeciliidae. Bases 64 to 1881 code for a protein of 605 amino acids. The record is from RefSeq and is a predicted model, not a curated record.